AUGACGUUCGAAAAAAUCGCGAAACUGUGUGAAAAACACGGAUUUUUGCGUAGAGUCGCCCAUGCGAGACUAGAAAUGUUCAAAAUGGGGCCAACUGGGGCCCUUUUGCAGGAAAAUUUGCAUACAGAGUGGUUCAAUAACAUCGUAAUUGGCAAAGAUGUUCAAGUGUUUCAUUGUGGGGACGAUUUCAGGGAGACUUUUGAUUUUGCCAAAGCGACGUGUCUCGGGAUUCCCCCGUUUGGUGUCUCGCGUGUAACACCGAAAAAAUUACGAGUGCAAGAACAGUUGGAACAGUCCGGAUUUGAGAAGUAUUUCGACGAGGGGCAGAUCUACGAAUGUUGGGUUUUUGUGCCCCCCAAAGACGUGACACAGUUUUUCCACCAGUGGCAACGCGAACGUAAAAUUUGGUGGCGGAGAUUUUCUUCUUCACCCGGACGUUACGUUUUGACGGAUAUACGCAACGAGGGGGCACAAAACGUGGAAAUUUUAGCCAAGUACCCAUGGGGGGACCAAUUGGUGGAAAGUUUGAGUGUUGUUAGCGAAAUCGAGGGACUUACAAACGAGCAAUUACAGAUUCAAGAGGGCAAAAAAUCAGUUCAAAGCCAAUGUGUUGUUAGUAGAAUUUCUUCCUCGACGAUGCUUCUAAACACGGUCUGUGACGCUUACGACGAACCUAUGUUUCAAGACAAGGAGCGUCCUCUUUUGCGCUUCCACCGCAAAUUGGCGCCUUAUAAAAUCAGUUUUUCGGUUCCUUCAGGAGUAAUGUCGGUAACUAACGAAUUGAAAGAUUUGGCGAUUUAUUUGUGUCGCCAGUUACGUAAAAGUCACAUUUCGUGUCUGUACCUCCCUUCAAGUUAUAAAAACACUCUUGACUCCCAAUGGCGACAAUAUGACCAGUUGGGGGUACCCUACAAUGUACUUUUAAACGCAAAUACCCUAAAAAAUGGAAUCGUUCUUUUGCGAAGUCGGGACACAACACUCAAGGAACAAGUGCACGUUGCUGACCUACCCUCCUACGUCGAAAAACUGUACGAAAACUAUUAAUUCUGACUGUAUUUUAAAACAUUUACCAAACAUACGGGACGCCUAUGGUUUCAUUAAAAUAUACUUUGUUUCCCUAGCAACAAGCUUGUUUCCUUAGUAACGUCCAUUUAAACGCACAGUUUUCUCCAUAGGCGUCGCCACAGUUAAUUUUGGUUGAAUUUCCUAAAAUUAAUUCCUGUCGUUCCCGAAAUCCAGGCAAUGUACGCCGAGACUCUUGUAUAAACCGAAUUGUUGUUGGAAAGUCGACAUUUCGGUGACCGAGCCAAGUAACUCGUUAUCCCCACUUGAAUGUAGUUUUUAUUUUUCUUAAUAAAAAGAGGACCACCACUGU
This is a messenger RNA of Tribolium madens (black flour beetle), 1375 nucleotides long. RefSeq names its product DNA polymerase subunit gamma-2, mitochondrial (gene DNApol-gamma35). Bases 1 to 1044 code for a protein of 347 amino acids. Gene Ontology annotation, biological process: mitochondrial DNA replication. The record is from RefSeq and is a predicted model, not a curated record. NCBI's taxonomy places the organism in Eukaryota, Metazoa, Arthropoda, Insecta, Coleoptera, Tenebrionidae. Gene Ontology annotation, cellular component: mitochondrion; cytoplasm. The transcript is spliced from 4 exons.